Trematomus bernacchii (emerald rockcod) is the source of this 714-nucleotide messenger RNA. It is a transcript of the gene trappc2, whose product is annotated as trafficking protein particle complex 2. Bases 141 to 563 code for a protein of 140 amino acids. NCBI's taxonomy places the organism in Eukaryota, Metazoa, Chordata, Actinopteri, Perciformes, Nototheniidae. The record is from RefSeq and is a predicted model, not a curated record. Gene Ontology annotation, cellular component: TRAPP complex; nucleus; cytoplasm. Gene Ontology annotation, biological process: endoplasmic reticulum to Golgi vesicle-mediated transport. The transcript has 5 exons.
UGUCGCUGAACCGUUUUACCGGAGAUAGUUGUUAUUCUUUCUGCUUUACCAUGUUGUCAUUUUUGUGCGACUUCACUUGUUUCUCUCCAGGAAGCAAAAUUGACAGGACAGUUUGACUUUGCUAACAAGAGGGGAACACGAUGUCUGGAAGCUUUUAUUUCGUCAUGGUUGGCCACCAGGACAACCCUGUCUUUGAGUUGGAGUUCUUGCCAUCGGGGAAAGCUGAAUCAAAGGAUGACCAUCGUCACCUGAACCAGUUCAUCGCACACGCUGCCCUGGAUUUAGUGGAUGAAAACAUGUGGCUCUCCAACAAUAUGUACUUGAAAACUGUGGACAAGUUCAACGAGUGGUUUGUUUCUGCCUUCGUCACUGCAGGACAUAUAAGAUUCAUCAUGCUGCAUGACGCACGACAAGAAGAUGGAAUCAAAAACUUUUUUAAUGAUGUAUAUGAUUUAUACAUUAAGUUUGCAAUGAAUCCAUUCUACGAAAUCAAUGCACCAAUCCGCUCAACAGCCUUUGAGAGGAAAGUACAGUUUCUUGGAAAGAAACAUCUCUUGAGUUAAUCACUUCACAUGAACGAGGACCAUAAUGCAUCUUGGUUAUUGGUUGUGUGUAUAUAGCUACCACACGUUUGAUGUCUGUCUUUCUUUUCCUGUUUAACAAUUGUACAAUGUAUUAAAUACAUAUUUUCUAUAAAAAGUUGUCUAAAAUCUA